Molecule: messenger RNA, 824 nt
Organism: Bombyx mandarina (wild silkworm)
Lineage: Eukaryota; Metazoa; Arthropoda; Insecta; Lepidoptera; Bombycidae
Product: MORN repeat-containing protein 3
Source: RefSeq, a predicted model, not a curated record
AUGCCCACAAAACGCAAGCUUAGGUCCUUUACGCCGUUAUUAAUAGAAGCGGAAAAAAGAUCUGUAAAAAAUGGAGUUCACCACGCCGUGUUUACUUCUAGGUUUGAUAAAUACGUCGGGGAUUGGAAGAACGAUUUGAAGGACGGGAAAGGCGCUUUUGUCACUGUUUCUGGAAAAUUAUACGAAGGAGACUGGUAUAAAGGUUUUAGGCACGGUUUUGGUGUCUUAAGUAAUAAGCUGCCUGAUAAUACCUAUAAACUGGAGUACCGUGGCGAAUGGGUUCGCGGAAAACCAGAAGGUGUCGGUUGGCGUUAUUACGGCAAUGAAGACGUUUACUUCGGUUUCUGGAAAAGUGGUCAAAAACAUGGGUACGGUAAAAUGUGGUAUUCUGACAACACCUUUUACACCGGGUAUUGGAAUAAAGACCAGAGAGAGGGAUUGGGAAUGUUUGUAGAAGUUAAUGGAAACUGGUAUGAAGGCCACUGGGAAAAAAAUUUGAAGAGCGGUUUUGGCAGAUACUAUCACAUGCACACUGGACAACUACAGGAGGGCUGCUGGGUGGAAAACAUCUGCGUCAAGUCAAUGAUGUUAGAUAUUGAUGUGAGGCAGUAUUGUGAUAGGCCCACACAAUAUCCGAUACCAAUGGAGCAACUUCAGGACUCUCGACUUAUAUUAGAAAAGAGCGAAUUCUGGGUAAAGCAAAAAAUUGGUAGAAUUGAUAAAAAAUUACAAACGUGCAUUGAUAAAAUGAAUUCAACGUGACUAAAGAUUUUGUAACAUAAUUUUAUACACAUACAGUACAUUUAAAAAAUAUUUAUUUGAUA